Fusarium venenatum is the source of this 1020-nucleotide messenger RNA. The record is from RefSeq and is a predicted model, not a curated record. NCBI's taxonomy places the organism in Eukaryota, Fungi, Ascomycota, Sordariomycetes, Hypocreales, Nectriaceae.
AUGCCGCGUAUGAAUCUUGGCCUUCCCUAUAACCAUUGCAGCUUGCCGUCUGGAUGUCUGGCCGGUUUUCAGAGUGCCAGCCUGCUCCAGUGCGCCGGUUGCCAUGUCAUCAAUUACUGUGGCAAGCCUCACCAAAAAGCAGACUGGCGUAGACACAAGGUUCAAUGUAUUGUUAUAAAGCAGCAAAGAGAAAAACUGGCUGCCGAAGAGGCCAAGCUACGCACCGAACCAGACGAAGACACAAAUGGCGAAAACCCUUUUGACUCCAAAGCAGGCCAAUUCUGGGUUUUCAAGAGCACUCCCCCCUACAUGUUAGCUCGUUUUAACCUGAUGUCUGCCAUUCUCAAUGUCCGCACUGGAGAAGCCGUCCAAGCUGCUCUUGACCAUGCACUCGACAUGGUUCGCCUUUGCAGAGGCGACAACCAGGGCGUUCGGUCUCAUGUCCCUGCCCUCCACCUACGGCUUGGUAAUGAUCAAGAGGCGUACGACUUUAUCAAAUGGUAUGCGGUUGUGCCUGACGAAGAUUAUGAUUGGGGGGACGCAAGCCUACCGUUUCUUGAUUUGCAUGAACAGGAUGCAUUCGAGCCUGUCUUUGAGAAGACUCACUAUUGCGAUGUGUCUUUCACUGUAGCCCUGACACUCAUCAAGAUUCGCUUGAUGCAAGACUUGGACAGCCUUCAUGCAUUCGUACUGAAGACCCCCGGCGCGUCCGGAGAAGCUAGAGGCUAUGAGAACAUACUCCUCCAACGACCAGACAUCGUCGCCCAAGAAAAUUACUUGGAACUCAUGACCCAGCUCCGAGCUCAAAUCAUGCAGCUGUACAAGCAGGCCAAGAAAGAUAAUCCACGUUUCUGGCCGGACGUCCUGAACCCAAACCUGUUCGCCUACGAUGUACCGACGGCUUAUACCCCCGGAUCUCAAGAAGAGACUAUCACUAUCUUUCGCCAUUCGUGGUACUCGUUGUCGGAAACUCAGCCUGCUAUACAGUACACCAGAGGUGUUAUAAGCAACGAUAUGUGA